Molecule: messenger RNA, 1338 nt
Organism: Ficedula albicollis (Collared flycatcher)
Lineage: Eukaryota; Metazoa; Chordata; Aves; Passeriformes; Muscicapidae
Product: granzyme K-like
Exons: 5
Coding region: 21-779 (252 amino acids)
Biological process (GO): proteolysis
Molecular function (GO): serine-type endopeptidase activity
Source: RefSeq, a predicted model, not a curated record
GGCACCCGCUGGAGUCGGUGAUGGAGCACCUGCAGACACUGCUGCUGCCCCUCCUGCUGCUGAUGUGCCCCCCAGCCAGCACUGCCCCAUCCAUUGCAGAUUAUGCCUGGAAGUGGAGGGAGAGAGGAGGAGAAGCCAAGGCAGCCUCCAGGAACCACUCCGCGCCCUACGUGGCCUAUCUGCAGGGCAGGGACAACCAUUCCUGUGCAGGCCUCCUCGUGGCCCCUGGCUGGGUGAUGACAGCUGCUCAGUGCCUCGUGCACGAACCUCAGACUGUCAUCCUGGGAGCACGCACACUCCAAAGCAGAGAGAAAAGCUGGCAAACCUUCGAGGUCAAGGAGUACCACAGCCACCCUGGUUUUAAGAUUUCAAACCUUAAGAAUGGAAAUGACAUCCUUUUGCUGAAGCUGAAUGGCAAUGCCACAAGAAGUGACUACGUCAAGCCCAUCUCCCUGGAGAGAUCCAGCAAAAUCCAAGGUUCGACUGAGUGCAGAGUGCUCAGCUGGGGCCACAGGAGGGACAGGGUCACCUUGUGUGAGGCCACUGUCACCAUCUUCAAGAGUCGGGACUGCCUCCCGUACUACCCAGGAUUGCCUAAUAAGAUGAUUUGUGGCAAAAGCAAAUCCUCUGAGGUACCUGCAAAGGAUGGUGCUGGGGAUCCACUGGUCUGCAAGGACAAAGCCUAUGGCAUCUUCUCCUACCAGUACCGGUCUUUUGGCAUCUACACACAGGUUGCUCAUUUCGCCUCCUGGGUCGACACUGUCCUGAAGUCAGCGUGACCCUGCUCCCCCUGCAGCUGCUGCCCUGGAGAGCUCACCCUCCAGAGCCCCAGUCCUCACCAGCUUUCUUUUCCUUUCUCCCUGGGAAACAUCUUCCACUGGCCCUCGUGGAUGUGGCCAGGAUUUCUCUGUGGCCAAGCCGAGCUCUGCCCGUGGUGGGGCUGGCACAGAGGUUGUGCCUUGGCCCUGUUUGUCUCCUCUGCACACUGGGGAGUGCCUGCACUCCCUCACUGCUGCCCUGAUUCAGCCCUUUGUGGCUCCAGCUCCGGAGAGGAAGCAGCAGGACAGCCCUAGAGAGGUGCCAGUAGCUGGGGGAUGUCUGUAACCCCCAGGGGAAGGCUGCACCACGAGAUCAGAGGGAUCCAAAGAGCAGCCUCCUCCCCGUCUGUCAUUUGUCACACCUCAUGUCUGGUUGUCCUUUGCCCAAGCCCUGGGGCUACAGGGCUGCCCAAACUCCAAGGAGGACACUUCCAGCUCCUGCUGUCCCCUGCUUCUGAAACCUGCUGCCUCCUUUCUCCCCCCUUCUGCAUCUCCAGUCUUGUCAGAACACAUAAAAACA